AUGGCAAAGCAGUACAAAGUUCCAUUCGAGCUCAACAACCCUGAGCUUCUCCACUACGAAUCAUUCGUCGAUAACAAGUGGAUUUCAAGCAAGAAAGGUGGCCGCUUUGAAGUUGUUGAUCCUGGUACCGACAUUGCAUGGGCUAGCUGCCCUGCAAACACGGUUGAUGACGUCCCUCACGCUGUUGAAGUCGCACAUGCUGCUUUCAAUCAGUAUAGAAAGGUUGUACCUCGUCAACGAGCACAGUGGUUACUGAAAUGGGAUGCACUCAUUCGCGAAAAUAAAGACGACAUCGCCAAGAUCAUAACCUACGAAACUGGAAAGCCAAUUGCUGAAUCAUAUGGAGAAAUAGACUAUUCAACAGGAUUUACUUGGUGGUUUGCGGGCGAAGCAGAACGAAUUUUCGGUACUGUAUCUACACCUGCGCUCCCAGGGCGUCGUAUUUUCACGAUAAAGCAGCCCAUUGGGGUCGCUGUUGCGCUCGUGCCAUGGAAUUUUCCUAUGGCGAUGAUCCUACGAAAGGCAGCUGCCGCGCUCGCUGCGGGGUGUACAAUGAUUGUUAAGCCUAGUCCAGAAACUCCUCUGACUAUUCUGUCGCUUGUACAUCUUGCCCAAAAGGCUGGCUUUCCGGCCGGUGUAUUGAAUGUGUUGACUACAGAUUUGGAGAAUACACCGGCUCUCAGUGAGGCGCUAUGUAAACACCCUCUGGUAAAGAAAGUGACCUUCACUGGAUCAACACGCGUCGGCAAGAUUAUUGCCGGUCAUUGUGCCACAGGGUUGAAGAAGGUUACCUUGGAACUGGGUGGCAACUGUCCAUUAGUAGUAUUUGACGAUGCGAACCUCGACCAAGCCAUGGAUCAUUUGAUGGCGCUCAAAUGGCGACACGCUGGUCAGGCUUGUAUUACUGCAAAUCGUAUCUACGUCCAGGCCGGUGUUUAUGAGAAAUUUGCGAACAUGCUUAAAGAGCGUACGAGCAAAAUCGUUACCGGCCAUGGCGCUGCAGAGGGAACUACAAUGGGUCCCGUGACUACACCACGCAGCCUUGACAAAGCCACCAGCCAAGUCCAAGAUGCUAGAAAACUGGGUGCAAAAGUGAUAUUAGGCGGCAAUCAAAUCAAGGACAAGGGCGGAUACUUCUUCGAGCCCACAAUUCUUACCGACAUGACCGAGAAAAUGCUCAUUUCUCGUGAGGAAAGUUUUGCCCCUAUUGCUGCACUCUAUAAGUUUGACACUGAAGAAGAGGCCACAAAAUGGGCGAAUGAUACUAGUAUGGGCCUCGCUAGUUAUGUCUUUUCAAAAAACAUUGACAUACUGUGGCGGAUGUAUGAAAACUUGGAGGCCGGCAUGAUUGGUCUCAAUACUGGCAACUCUUCUGCAGCCGAGUCACCUUUUGGUGGAAUAAAGGAGUCAGGAUACGGAAAAGAAAGCGGGAAGGAUGUGGCUGUGAACGAGUACUUGAUAACAAAAACAGGCACUUUAUCCCUGGAGGGACAUUUCUAA
Molecule: messenger RNA, 1500 nt
Organism: Talaromyces proteolyticus
Lineage: Eukaryota; Fungi; Ascomycota; Eurotiomycetes; Eurotiales; Trichocomaceae
Product: putative succinate-semialdehyde dehydrogenase
Exons: 4
Coding region: 1-1500 (499 amino acids)
Molecular function (GO): succinate-semialdehyde dehydrogenase (NAD+) activity
Source: RefSeq, a predicted model, not a curated record